AUGGCUGAUAAGAAACCAAGGCACUGGUCGGGACUUUGCAGCAUUAGAACAUGCAUUUAUAUACUUGUAGGGUUACAUGUAUCCAUUAUUGUUCUGACUAACAUUCUCUUUGCUGACAAACUUUUUAAAUCAUUGAUCCUGCGUUCUAAGCAACCUAGAGAUGACUUCAAACAUUCUUUAAACUACGUAUACAGUGAUAGUCCUGAUGUACAACAUGGUGGUCAGGACAAUUGUACAUGUAAUAAAAUAACAGCAAUUCAAUCAGGAUCAGACAGCACUGUGUUAGGUUCAAUUCUAAGCAAACAGCUCACAGCACAAAAACAAAUCCACCCUACCAUCAAAUCAACAAUUUUUAAAGUGACCACAAAAUCUCGUCCAGUGCAACCAACCCCGCGACCUGAUCAAUGUAAAUCUUGCUUUGAACACAAGUUCAGAUAUGUUAUAAAUAAUAAGCAUAUAUGUGAUUCUGGAGAAGGAAAUAGUAGUGUAGACAUAAUUGUUCUUAUUCUAACCAUACAUGCUAACAGAGAAGCAAGAGACACCCUCCGGCAAACAUGGUUAACUCCAACCAAAAACAACACAUCUGACAUCAGAUAUGCAUUUUUACUAGGCAACACGUCAGAUCCGAAUCUCAAUAAAAGGAUUGAGGCUGAAAAUAUGAUUUACCAUGACAUCCUUCAGGAGGAUUUUGUUGAUGCAUACAUGAAUCUGACUUACAAGACAAUAAUGGCUUUCAAAUGGGCAAGCACUACAUGCAAACAAGCAAAAUUUGUAAUGAAGGCAGAUGAUGACAUGUAUGUCAACUUAGAUGCAGUGAAACAUGUGGUGUCCGUCCAUGGCUCGAGCCUUCAGGUUGCAGUUGGAGGAGCAUGUCAUAUGUCUGCUCGGCCAAUCAGAGACAAAAAAUCUAAAUGGUAUGCGUCAAUGUUAAGUUAUCCGAAGAAUACUUAUCCUGGUUAUUGCUCCGGGACGGGUUAUGUUACAAGUAUGAAUGUAGCAUCAAAGAUUUAUGAAGCUUCAAAACAUGUUCCUUUCUUUCAUCUGGAAGAUGUGUAUGUUGCUCUGUGUAUCAAAAAAUUAGGUUACAAACUGAAACGUAUUGCUGGAUUUAACUCGGGGCGUAUACCACCGGGUUGUGCAUACAAAACGAAAAAUGUUGUGACAUCGCAUAAUCUAGGUUUACCACUCAUCAGAAAGAUGUGGAACUUGAAAUGUUAAAAUUACAUUGCUUUGCAGCUAUACCUACUGGUGUGUCAAACAUGUUUGUAAACUAGAAGAAAACAUAGAAAGAAUUUCUUAAGAAAUCCUUGGUUACAUUUUAUGAAAUCCAUCUAAAUACGAGUUUUUACUUGAACUAAGAAUUAACAAAAUGUGUUUGUGAAACACUG
This is a messenger RNA of Saccostrea echinata, 1388 nucleotides long. RefSeq names its product beta-1,3-galactosyltransferase 1-like. The transcript has a single exon. The record is from RefSeq and is a predicted model, not a curated record. Gene Ontology annotation, molecular function: hexosyltransferase activity. Lineage: Eukaryota; Metazoa; Mollusca; Bivalvia; Ostreida; Ostreidae. The coding region runs from base 1 to 1218 and encodes 405 amino acids. Gene Ontology annotation, cellular component: membrane.